Centruroides sculpturatus (bark scorpion) is the source of this 638-nucleotide messenger RNA. Its product is annotated as multidrug resistance-associated protein 4-like. Gene Ontology annotation, biological process: transmembrane transport. The record is from RefSeq and is a predicted model, not a curated record. Lineage: Eukaryota; Metazoa; Arthropoda; Arachnida; Scorpiones; Buthidae. The coding region runs from base 1 to 561 and encodes 186 amino acids. Gene Ontology annotation, molecular function: ATP binding; ABC-type transporter activity. Gene Ontology annotation, cellular component: membrane. The transcript is spliced from 6 exons.
AUGAAAAAUCACAAUAAAUUAUUUUUCAGUUGGCUUUUCCCGAUAAUAAUCAAAGGAACGAAGCGAUUUUUAAAAGAAGAAGAUUUGUACGAGACUUCAAAAUAUCACACUUCGGAGUAUCUUGGAGAUCUACUUCAGAAAGAGUGGAACAAAGAACUACAGAAAAGAAAUCCAAGCAUAUUGAAAGCUUUAUUACGAUUUGUUGGAUGGCAAUCCUUAAUAAUAGUGUUCCUUUUACUUAUCCAGGAAACAGCCGUAAUUUCAGGCCAAGUAUACUUAUUGGGAUUAAUAGUACAUUAUUUUGACAACAGACUGCAAUGGAAUCAACACAAUACAUAUGUAAUGGUUGCAGGAUUUUUCGGCAUACUUUUGAUUCACUUGUUUACAAGUAGUAUUACUGGCUUUUUGUCAGAAUUAUAUGGAAUGAAAUUAAAGGUAGCUUUUUGCACUGUUAUUUAUAAAAAAGCAAUUAGGUUAAGUCCUUCGUCUCUAGUGAAGUCAAAUGUCGGACAAAUGGUAAAUCUUCUUGCAAAUGAUGUCAGCAAAUUUUAUAAUAACUGAAUGUAAAGUGGAAAAGAAGUCUAAAAGGCAGAAAAAAAUAAUUGAAAACAAUGCAGUCAAUAUGAAAUGUACAGUAA